Postia placenta MAD-698-R-SB12 is the source of this 942-nucleotide messenger RNA. RefSeq lists its product as hypothetical. NCBI's taxonomy places the organism in Eukaryota, Fungi, Basidiomycota, Agaricomycetes, Polyporales, Adustoporiaceae. The record is from RefSeq and is a predicted model, not a curated record. The transcript is spliced from 7 exons. Gene Ontology annotation, biological process: poly(A)-dependent snoRNA 3'-end processing; exonucleolytic trimming to generate mature 3'-end of 5.8S rRNA from tricistronic rRNA transcript (SSU-rRNA, 5.8S rRNA, LSU-rRNA); U4 snRNA 3'-end processing. Gene Ontology annotation, cellular component: nuclear exosome (RNase complex); cytoplasmic exosome (RNase complex). Gene Ontology annotation, molecular function: RNA binding. The coding region runs from base 1 to 942 and encodes 313 amino acids.
AUGAUUGCGUUCGCCUCCUUUGCACAACCACCGCAAGAUGCCAUAUUCCCGCGACAUCAUCCGGACGUGGUGGAUGACAUGGAUGUAGACCUUGGGGAGGACGACUUCGAACGCGGUUAUCAACGACUGACUUGCCCCGGCGAGCCCAUCACGUCUUCUCAAGCAUUCAUGCGAGGCCAUGGAACAUAUGUAGAUAAUGAAGAAGUUAUUGCUUCUGUGGCAGGCACCAUUGAGCGCGUGAACAAAUUAGUCACGGUACGCGCAGUCCGGAGCAGGUACAACCCGGAGGUCGGUGAUUUGGUAGUGGGGCGAAUAACAGAAGUCCAGCCUCGUCGAUGGAAGGUGGAUGCGAACUCAAGGCAAGACGCAGUUCUGAUGUUGUCAUCUGUCAAUUUGCCAGGAGGGGUACAGCGCCGCAAACUGGAGAGCGACGAGUUGCAAAUGCGUACGUUUUUCGAGGACGGUGACCUCUUGGUUGCAGAGGUGCAAGCUUUCUUCGCCGACGGUGCCAUGUCUUUGCAUACCCGCUCGCUGCGAUACGGCAAGCUUCGUAACGGGCAGUUGGUCACAGUACCUCCGGCUUUGAUUCGGCGGCUGAAGUCCCACUUCAUCUCACUGCCGUGUGGUGUAGACCUCAUCCUCGGCCUUAAUGGCUACAUAUGGGUUAGCAAGCAUAUGAGCCAGAGCCAACAAGAGGGAGAUGCAUUCGACGGAGAAGCGGUAUAUUCGAACCGGAAUGAUGAGAUUGACGGCGCGACGCGCAUUGCUAUAUCGCGAGUCAGCAAUAUCAUUCGCGUUUUCGGUGCACACUUCAUUCCCUUGACGGAUACAUUGCUCCUUGAGGCAUAUGAAUGGGCGGUUGAACAGGAAGGCGACGUGCGCGACUUAUUGCAGGAGGACGUCGGCGAUGCUCUGGUAGCUACUGUCACUGCGCACAAUUAA